Molecule: messenger RNA, 5044 nt
Organism: Anopheles coustani
Lineage: Eukaryota; Metazoa; Arthropoda; Insecta; Diptera; Culicidae
Exons: 11
Coding region: 543-4865 (1440 amino acids)
Biological process (GO): regulation of cell migration; actin cytoskeleton organization
Cellular component (GO): plasma membrane; bicellular tight junction; cytoplasmic vesicle
Source: RefSeq, a predicted model, not a curated record
UGCAGCAGCAGCGGCUCGGAAGAGCAGACCAGUUCGCUUUUAGUUUGAUAGCCCGAGUGAAUCGUUGUGAUCGAAAUGCAAAAUAACUAGAUCGACGUGAAAACGUGUGGAUAGAAAACAGCAGUGCAGCGCUGACCUGGAUGCGAGGUGUUAAAACUCCGUGCAAAUCCCAACACCCGUGCGAUCGUCCGUCUCUAAAGCCAAAGUUAAAAGUGUCGAUCGUUUCGUGCGUGCGUUUUCUCUUUCAUGAAAAGAAUGACGAUUAGGAUGUCCCUGCUUUAACAAGAGCAACACAAAAAAAUCACACGGAAGGAAUUGAUCUGCGAAUGCUCAAAGGGUGCAAUUGAACUCGACUAUAAGAAGCCAAAUACGAAAGAACAGUGAAUUAGUAAACAAUGUUCUGAACCGAACCGGGAUCGAUGGUGGAAGUGAGUGCGUGUGUGCGUGCAUGCGAGUGAUCGAGAACAUAAAAAAGAACAAUCGAAUCGAGCGUAUCGAAAGAUCGAAUUUCAAAGUGAAUAAUUAAGGGAGCGCCUGUUAAAAUGUCUCAGGGUGGAGGAAUGCGCUACUCGCAGUACGCAACUGGCGGUCAGCAACAGCAGCAGCAACAGCAGUCUGGCAAUGGAACUGGCAACAUUACCGGCAAGCCGUCCGGUACGGCGGCUCAGCAGCAACAGUCGGUGCCACCACACAUCCCAUCGUUGCCUUUCAUGCGGCCACCGAUGAUGGUGACAUCCUCCGGUGCUUCGAUGCUACCACCCCCGCCAUGUCCACAAACGCCACCCACCAAUGGUGGGAGCGGUCUGCCGAAGUACCCGGGUUCGCCCAUCGGCAGCCUCUCCGGGUCGGAUACGGACGUGUCCACCUCGAACGAGAACCUGUCGCGCGAGGAACGGUACGUCCUGAGUCACGCCCGGGUAGAGCCACAAGGCGAGGAGAAUCUGCAGGGAAGUGUCACGCCCGUGAAUGAAAUUCAAGGACGGUUCAUUGGUGAAAAAUUUUCAUCCAACACUUCCUCGGAUUCAACCCGCUAUGCUACACCAACCGGGGGUAGUAAUAGCAGCCGGAGCAUAUCGGAAUCUCGAACUGGCGGCAUAAUGAUGUACGCCAACGUUGGCACUGGUGGUGGUGGUGGUGGUGGAGGAGGAACAUCCGGUCCCGACAGUGUGCCCUCGAACCGUAGCUCGAUGGUGGGCACCGGAUCCAAUCGGAACUCGCUGAAGGAACCGAACUCGAACCGCUCGUCGAUGGACGUCUCGCAGUCGUCGUACAACACGCUUAUCAUCCACGACGAUAUCAUCUACGGCUCGGUGGCUUCGUCCGGGCGAGAGUAUGCCUCCAGUCCGCCACCGUACAUGAUGAAGAAGGAACGACCGCGAUCGUACGGUGAAUCGGCCGUCACCGUACCGCAGGUCACGCCAAUGCAGGACCUCACGGAAAUCACCGAGGAGUACAUCAACCAGAGCCACGUGCUGAAACAUCUGGCAAAGGAGGUGAAGCUGUCCCGUGGACCCGGCGGGGCCACCCGUGGGCACGAAUCGCAUGCACGAGACUCUGGAGUCCUAUCCGAGGUCAAUCCGAGGCACGGAAGUCGCCAACAGUCGACCGCCUCGACGGCAUCGACGGAGCGUGCGGAGGACGACGUGAAGGUUGCCCAGAAGGGCCAGAAAAGUGCCAGUCGCAGGGGCAGUGAGGGUGGCGGAGCACCGGGAGCCGGCGGAAAUGGGAAGCUGAAGAGCAAAAGUCAACCAGAUCUGACCCGCCUGUACGACAUCGACCCGGAGGAGGUGGAAGCGAUUGUGAAAGAAAAUCAUCUGCUCAAGCAGCAGCUGAACAGUUGCUACCUGAAGGUUGCCAAAAGUCAAAAGUUGGAACAGGAAAUAGCAAAUAUUUAUCGGGUGCACGAGGAGCUGGUUCAGUCGUGCGAUCGACGCGAGCGUUUGGAACGCGCGGCGCGAACACGCCUCCAGCAAGACUGCCGCCGUCUGCAAGAGCUGAAUCGUGCCUUCCGAGACCAGGUCGAGGUGUACCAGAGCCAGCUGCACGCCUCGUCCGACCACCAGCUCGGGAGGACGCAGCAGGAUGUUCUUAUCUCGCAACUAGUAAAUCAAAAUAAAUCGCUGGUCGAUGCAAACCGACGGCAGUGUAUCGAACUACAGGCACAAAACGCCACCCUAGAGGAGCAACGCAUCCACAUCAACGUGCUGGAUACCGCGCUCAAACGUCUCGAGGAAGAGUGCCGCCAGAAGCAGGUGUACGUAGAGCGCUGUGCCCAGCUGCAGCACGCCCUGCAGUCACUGCAGAAUGCGAGCGAGCGGCGCGAGCAGGCGGAACGAAAGCUUCGCAUCGACUACGACAACGAUCUGCCGAAUCGGAGCGGCAGCAGCACCAACAGCGAAACCGAUAAUCUCAAGUGGCAGCUGCGGGAAAAGGACGCUCAAAUUCUACGCUUGGAGUCGGAGUGUGCCAAACUGGAGCAGCGCAACUUGGAGGAGUCGAAUGUGCGCAACGUUGCUAAGCUCGCCAUGGAGCGUAACUCGCAGGAAACGGAGCGCAUACUGGCGGAGGCCAAGCAGGAAAAAAUCCGCUACCUGGAUGAAGCACACGCUGCCAAUCGGAAGGUGACGGAGCUGCAGACGCGCCUCAAGCUGGUCGAGAAUAGGCUCGCAGAAAAGGACGCUAUGAUACGGGCGUAUCAGGGACAGAAAAUUUACGGUGGCUCGACAAACUCCUACGGAUCGUACAACCUAUCGACGGAUAGUUUCGCACUGAAUCCACUGGGAGCCUACAACUCGCAGACAUCGUACGUGGAUGUAUCGAGCAACUCGUUCGACGUGACCAGCAACGCGACCGGCUCGCUGCUUGAUCCGUCCGUCCACGUCGUUGGGCCGUACGGGGCGGCCGCAGCAGCGGCAGCGGCAGCUGUCUCGAGCUACGCGUCCACCUACGGCCAAACGUCCAAUCCGCCGUCCUCGUUCGUACAGAGCUCGCUCAAUCUGCCCGGCGGCGGUGCCGGCGGUUCUGGCGGUGGCCCUACGGCCUACUCAUCGCCGAGCAGCAGUAGCACAUCGAACUACAGCAGCGCCAACUUCGGCACCGGUGGCCUGGUGGGAACUGGCAGCGAGCACACCAUCUACGACAGCAAGAACUACGACGCACAGCGAAAAUCGAUCGACGAUCAACUGAAGCAGCUGGACGAGCAGCUGCUCAGCAAGCGAGGUCUCUGUUGCUUUCCGAGUCUAACUACGAAGAAACCGAUCCAGUCGCUGCUUGCCGACGAAGUGUCCGUCCUGUCGGCGAAUAACAGUGAAACGUUCCUACAGAACCUUGCCCACAUUGGUUCUGAUCGACGCUCGGAGCAACCGUCGGAGCGGGAACCGUCGGGUGCCGGAAACCAGAAGGCGGAAGAUAUGGUGCUGCUGGAAAAGCAGGGUCGAUGCUCGCAAAAGCUACGCGGGGGAAGUGGUUCGUCUAGUACGACACUCGGCAAUCUAGCGCACGUUUCGCAGGCCGUGGGACAAAACAUGACCGACAUUAGUAACAUUGGUGUAACCGGCGGAGGGGUAGGUGUAUCAGGUGCAUCCGGCGGAGGUGGUAGCACGGGUGGGGGAUCCAAGGUGCGUUACUUUGUUGAUGCAAUCUUAAACAGCUUCUCACAACGUGUCGACCACCGAGGCUCUUCGUUGCCUCCGAGUGCGUUACCACGGCCUCCGCGCAGUCUCAAACCGCCACGGAAGAUCGAGUACGGCCGGCUGAGCGAUGGAGGCGAAUCGGUGGGCAUGGGGAAGAAAACACGCGCCGUCACUCCGCCCUCGCCGGCUUCGUCGUCCGGGUCCGCAGGCCAGAAGGAUGCGUACGGUGGAAGUCUCAAGCGCUCGGUCGUCGGAGGAAGAGAGUUUUCCCCCGCCAAGGGUGGGAACUAUGUCGAGAUGAAGGACACGAUGCAGCUAACGAAGGACUACGGUGGUGGUGGUGGUGGUACGUUGAAGCAUAAAACGUACGGCUCCAUGACGACCGUUGGUGUGGGAUCUGCCGCAACGCAGCACGGAGGAAGUAAGUUCGGCUUUGGGACGUCCAGCAAAUCCAGCUCACCGUCGGUCGGCGGAACCGCCGGAUCUUCGGGCGAUUAUCCGUCGACCAAAAACUACCAACGGCUGGAGGAGGCGAGCCCGGCACAUCGGCACAACAACAGCUCACCGCAGUCGUCACAGUCGCGUAAAAGUUCGGCCGACUCGGGCACGCUCAAGCGGUCGCUUUUGCCUAACGUUGGCCGUAAGCUGCCCUCGUCGGGGAUGAACGUUGCAAAAGGUGGCGGAGGGUCGCGUGACUCUCUCAAUUCCGCCUCGUCCGGAUCGAACAACUCCAACCCCGGUCCACCGGGUGGCGCUGCCACCGCACUUUCCCGUUCCAGUCCGCAGCCACCGACACACGCCUCAAACUCCGCCUAUCACCAUCAGCCGCACAAUAUUAACCGCACGCCACCCCGAUUCCUCCAUCAGCACCAACCGUCGGGUUCGGUAGAGUCGAAUAAAUCGCACCCCACCACCUACGCCUCCAUGCCACCGGGGACGCAGCAGAUACACCACGGAUUCUUUGCCAAGUUUCCCACGUCGCAGUCGGCUUCACCGGCACGAACCGUACCGCAGCAUCAACCGAAAAACUCCUCUUCACUGCCUAGCUCCAGUAUUCUGCAUGCUGCCGCUACCUCUUCUGCCACGUCCGCCAUCGGCCAGUCGUCGACGGCUUCGCUGCCACCAAAACCGUCCAUGCUGGACAAAUCGUCAACCCUGCUGUUGGGCGGCAACCAGCAACGCCGUGGCAGCAGUUUGGCUCGCAACGAGAACAAGUACCGCAUACAGUUCUAGCACCGCACGUCACCUCUUGUACCGCAAACGAAACACCGGAGUUUCCCCUCCAGAGAAACGGAAGACAGUAUUUGCGACUAAACAUCGUAGGUCAAUUAGAACCGAAAGCGAUGUACAAUCAAACGAGAAUCGGUUAAAGAAAACACAGAUGUAUAGACAGCGAAUUUGUUGCACCAUAG